This is a messenger RNA of Rhodotorula toruloides NP11, 1623 nucleotides long. Its product is annotated as cytochrome P450, family 3, subfamily A. The coding region runs from base 1 to 1623 and encodes 540 amino acids. The record is from RefSeq and is a predicted model, not a curated record. The transcript is spliced from 16 exons. Gene Ontology annotation, molecular function: monooxygenase activity; oxidoreductase activity, acting on paired donors, with incorporation or reduction of molecular oxygen; heme binding. NCBI's taxonomy places the organism in Eukaryota, Fungi, Basidiomycota, Microbotryomycetes, Sporidiobolales, Sporidiobolaceae.
AUGUCCCACUUUGUCGCAGGACCCAUCGACGACAUCCUCAAGUCGGGAGUCGUCCCCCUCGUCCUCGCAGCCCCGCUCCUCGUCGCCCUCCUCUACAUCCUCGUCCCGCACUUUACCGCUUAUGCCAAGCUCCGCAAGUACCCUGGGCCCACGGUAGCUGGGUUCACACAGCUCUGGCUCGCCAAGCAGACUCGUAUCGGCAAGCGUAGCGAGAUCGUGCACCAGGAGCACCAGAAACACGGCAAGUUCGUGAGGAUUGGACCUAAAGAGAUCUCGAUCAACGACCCGGCGGCGCUUCCUAUCGUCUACGCACACGGUUCUGGCUCAUUGAAGAGUAAUUUCUACGAUGCCUUCGUCGCCUCGAAGAACCGCGGUCUCUUCAACACCCGCAACCGCGCCGAGCACACCCGCAAGCGCAAGAUCGUCUCUCACACCUUUGCGCCCAAGUCGGUCCGCGAGUUCCACCCCUACAUCACCAACACCGUCGCCGGCCUCUUGCGCAAGUUCGAUGCUGCGUGCGAAAAGGCCGAGAAGAACCCUACUGCUUCGUCGAGCCAGUACGGCGAGCGCAUGAAGGGAUGGGCAGUCGUCAACACCCUUGACGCGUACAACGCACUCGCGUUCGACAUCAUUGGCGACUUGGCUUUCGGAGAACCGUUCGGCAUGAUCGAGCGCGACUUCCAGGACACGGUCGAGAUUACCAGGGAGGACGGCUCGACCUUCUACGCACCGGCUGUUCAGAUCCUCAACGAGCGCGGCGAGUACUCUGCGACGCUCGGCUGCCUCCCGCCUUGGAUCCGUCCCUGGAUGAAGUACAUCGACCCCUGGUUCGCUCGUGGUCUCGCCUCGGUCAACAACCUCACCGGUAUCGCACGCACCCGCGUCAACAAGCGCCUCAAGGAGGGCGCAGGCGACCGCAAGGACAUCCUUUCGCACCUUCAGAAUGGAAGGGAUGCGGAGGGGAAGCCUAUGGGCGUGCCGGAAUUGACGGCAGAGGCCCUCACUCAGCUCAUCGCCGGCUCUGACACGACCUCCAACUCUUCCUGCGCCAUCAUGUUCUACAUUGUCUCGAACCCCCGCUGCCACAAGAAGCUCCAGCAGGAGCUCGACUCAACGUUCGGCCCGCAAGGCAUCUCGGGCGUCCUCGACUACGAGGACGUCAAGGCUUUGCCUUACCUCUCUGCAUGCAUCCAGGAGGCUCUCCGUCUCCACUCGACCAGUGGAAUGGGUCUGCCUCGCAUCAUGACCCAGGACACCGAGGUCUGCGGCGAGGUCUUCCCUGCAGGCACCAUCCUCUCCGUCCCGUCGUACUCGAUCCACCGUCUUAAGGAGUACUGGGGUCCUGACGCCGAUGAGUUCAAGCCUGAGAGGUGGCUCGAGUCGGAGGAGCGUACGAGGGAGCUCGAGAAGGCGCUCAACGUCUUCUCGUACGGUCCCCGCUCCUGCGUCGGACGCAACGUCGCGACCAUGGAGCUCUGGUGCUUCAUCUCGACUCUCAACCUCCGUUACGACUUCCGCCUUGUCGAGGAGAACCAGAAGCUGGAGGUCGUCGAGGGUUUCCUUCGCAAGCCCGUCGAGUGCCUCAUGGGCAUCAAGCGCCGCGAGCCCGUCUUCAACGUCUAA